AUGUAUGUUCCUAAAGGAAAUCGGUGCUGUCGUAGCCAUUUAUUAGACAAGUGUUUAUAUGAGCAAGAUAUGUACAGUUUAAGAGUAUAUUCAAACAAUAGUUUAAUCGAUGUUAAUGAAUUGCGCACUUAUUUCGAAUACCUUUCCGUGACUAAUGGUAGCAGCAUUAAAGAUAAAAUAGGCAAUUUCACUCUUUCUGAGGAACGGUUAAAAGCAUUUACGGGUUUAACGUGGGAACAGUUGAUCCAACUUCGCGAAAUGAUGACUUCCAUAAGGAAGUCAAAACAACGGGACAUAACACAAGCACUUGUAGUAUUUUUAUUUAAAUUGCGCACCGGAAAUUCUAACAGCGUUAUCGCUGCGAUUCUCGGAUUAAAACGGGAGCAGCAAGUGUCUGAUUUUUGUACGGCUAUAGUAAAUUCAUUUAAAAAGGAUAUUUUACCAUUGCAUUUCGGAUUCGCGGCAGUUUCACGGGAAAGUCUCAUAGAUAACGAAACAUCCAUCGUCGCUAAAAGAUUAUUUAACUUAACUAACGAGCUAGCGCUGAUCUUCGAUGGGACGUAUAUCCGUCACCAAAAGAGUUCCAAUAACGAAUACCAACGAAAAUCCUAUUCCGGUCAAAAGAAGUCCCCGUUGUGUAAACCUUUCACGGUUUGCACGACAAACGGCUACAUCGUCGACGUGCUGGGUCCUUUUUAUGCCACUCAGAACGAUGCUGAGAUUAUGCGAAUCGUGAUGCAAGAUGCAAAUGGUUUACAAACCAUGUUACAGCCUGGGGAUGUUUGUGUAGUUGACCGUGGAUUCCGAGAUGUAAAAGCGCAUUUGGAAGAACGCGGUUUGACAGUGCUUAUGCCUGCUCUGAAAGGUAAGCGCAAACAAUUAACUACUGCAGAAUCAAAUGCAUCUCGGUACGUCACCAAAAUUCGCUGGGUUGUGGAAGCUGUUCACGGCAUAAUAGGCCAAAAAUAUAAAUUAUUACAUCACCAAAUGAGUAACAAAAUACUACCUAAAGUUAGCCUAUUUUGUAAAAUAGCAUGUUUCCUACAUAACACCUUUGGGAAACGUUUAAAUUCAGAUGUAGGUCUUUGUGAUGACAUAGUACAGAGAAUGUCUUUCCAAAAAAACACAGAAAAUUCAUUAACUCAACAAGCUGAGAACCACCACUGGAGCAGACGCAAAACUUUGUUUAAAUCCAUAUCAGCUUCCGAUGUUUUAGAUUUUCCGAAAUUAACAGAGAGAGAUCUGAAAAUCUUUUUUACCGGAUCAUACCAAUUUUCACAAGCAGUAUCAUAUUUAGCAGAAGUUAUGGAUGAGCAUAAUAACUUACAUUUUAGUUGCAAUAGACAGAAUAAGAAUAUACUUAAAUUCGAAAUUAGAUCACGUCAUAUUAAUAGUAGAACUUACAAAUGUUACAUUGAUUAUACGCCAAAUUCGAUCGGAUACUCCGGCAUAAAGCGCUAUUGUUGCGAAUGUGCGAACGGUAACCGUACCGUCGGUUGUUGUUCGCACAUAGCAGCCAUAGUAUAUUACUUGUCACAUGCAAGAUUCCUGGCAAGAAUUGUGAGGCCCGCGGAAAUACUUAGUACGCUAUUUAACAGUGAACAAAUAACACCUGUAAUUGAGGAAGACAGCGAUGAAGAUUAA
This is a messenger RNA of Osmia bicornis bicornis, 1644 nucleotides long. RefSeq lists its product as uncharacterized. The record is from RefSeq and is a predicted model, not a curated record. Gene Ontology annotation, molecular function: zinc ion binding. Lineage: Eukaryota; Metazoa; Arthropoda; Insecta; Hymenoptera; Megachilidae. Bases 1 to 1644 code for a protein of 547 amino acids. The transcript has a single exon.